Molecule: messenger RNA, 768 nt
Organism: Echinostoma caproni
Lineage: Eukaryota; Metazoa; Platyhelminthes; Trematoda; Plagiorchiida; Echinostomatidae
Source: the annotation of a GenBank genome assembly
AUGCUCUUGCAAAAACGCCGUCAAGGUGCUAGUGGUACAGACGGGGAACGCCUGACUGCAAACGGAACGAAAAAACCAAGGGCAUCCUAUGCUCGAGAUCAAUACACAAAGGCUUCUCGAGCUCCAGUAGCUCACGACCCACCGCCAUCCGCUCGCCUUCGGUCUUAUCAGCCGAACAAUGUAGCCGAAUUGGAAUCCAAUAUGGUUCAAACUAGUCCACAUGUUCUCGAUUCUGACUACGGCUAUGAUGCCGUUUAUCCGAGCCCGGAUGCCACUACUGUUCCUGUUGCGAGCGCAGCAGCGGCUGUUGUCGCAGGAACCGGUGGAAUUGGCCGGGGUCCCGUGGAGCGCGCGCUGUCUCAAACAGACGAUCCGCAGUUGCAAUAUGCGGAAUUGGCGUUCGACCAAGCUCGACCGCGUUUGACUGGCAAUCGAACCUGUUCUUCGUUACGUGGUGGUGUUCCAUCCGCCUCCAUGACUCUGUUUAAUUCGGGGCCGCGUCACAGUCAACCAAACCGUCCGUUUGGCGCCUCGGUGCCUCAGGGUUUGGAUAUUGGUGGAAGUGGAGUUGGUGGCGGUGGCGGUGAUGGUCUCACACAAUCUCCGCCGUUACAUGAAAGUCCUAAUAACGAAACAUCCCACUACACAGAGAUUGUGGGAUUCAUGCAGCCAAGAGCAUAUUCAUCCCAGCUGGUUCUUCAGCAGCAACAAGAAGCAACCCAAGCCUUGUUGGCUAUGCAACAAAACAAACCACGAGAAUUUGUUUAA